This is a messenger RNA of Aureobasidium pullulans EXF-150, 6420 nucleotides long. RefSeq names its product glutamate synthase-like protein. Gene Ontology annotation, molecular function: glutamate synthase (NADH) activity; FMN binding; flavin adenine dinucleotide binding. The coding region runs from base 1 to 6420 and encodes 2139 amino acids. The transcript is spliced from 3 exons. The record is from RefSeq and is a predicted model, not a curated record. Lineage: Eukaryota; Fungi; Ascomycota; Dothideomycetes; Dothideales; Saccotheciaceae.
AUGGGUCGAGUGUCUUUCGCAGAACCAGCUGAGAACACCAUCAUCGAGGAAGAUGAACCUGUAAACAUCUACCCGUAUGAGAACACGCCACAGAACAAGUCAUGGGCUGGUGCGCUCCCCGUGAAGCAGGGUCUUUACGACCCUGAGCUUGAGAAGGAUGCCUGUGGUGUCGGUUUUGCAGCCCACAUCAAGGGCAAGGCCAGCCACAAGAUUGUUAGCGAUGCACGAAACCUCCUCUGCAACAUGACACAUCGUGGUGCUGUCGGUUCAGAUGCGCGCGAUGGUGAUGGUGCAGGUGUCAUGACAUCUAUUCCCCACAAGUUCUUCGUCAAGGAGUUUGGAAAAGAGCAAGGAUUCACACUUCCCAAGCAGGGACAAUACGCUGCCGGCAAUGUUUUCUUCAAGCCUGACACCGAGGUCCUGAAGGAGACGUUGAACACAUUCGAGGAGACGGCAGACAGCCUCGAUUUGCGAGUUUUGGGAUGGCGUGAGGUUCCGCGUGACUCCUCACUGCUUGGUCCUGCAGCCGCCUCUAGAGAACCUAUUAUCCUUCAGCCCUUCAUCGUCCUCAAGUCCGCAUACGGUGAUGACAAAGCACCCAAGGAAUCCUUCGAGUCUGAAUUUGACGAGCCCUACUUCGAGCGCCAACUCUACGUGCUGCGCAAGCGUGUCACCCACGUUAUUGGUCUGCACAACUGGUUCUACCUCUGUUCCUUGAGCAACAAGAACAUUGUCUACAAGGGUCAGCUUUCUCCUGUCCAGGUCUACGAAUACUACUUCGAUCUGGUCAACGUCGACUACGAGGGUCACUUUGCCCUCGUCCACUCCCGUUUCUCCACAAACACUUUCCCUUCAUGGGACAGAGCACAGCCCCUCAGAUGGGCAGCCCACAAUGGAGAGAUCAACACCCUGCGCGGAAACAAGAACUGGAUGCGCGCGAGAGAGGGUUUGAUGAAGUCUGACUUGUUUGGUGACGAGUUGGAAAUGCUUCUGCCCAUUAUCGAAGACGGUGGCUCUGACUCUGCUGCAUUCGACAACGUCCUCGAGCUUCUCACUAUUAACGGUGUCUUGUCUCUUCCUGAAGCAGUCAUGCUGAUGGUUCCCGAGGCAUGGCAAGGCAACCGUGCUAUGGACCCUGCAAAGCAAGCUUUCUACGAAUGGGCAGCUUGUAUGAUGGAGCCCUGGGAUGGUCCCGCUCUUUUCACCUUCGCCGACGGCAGAUACUGCGGUGCAAACCUCGACAGAAACGGUCUCCGUCCUUGCAGAUACUACAUCACAGAUGAUGACCGUAUCGUUUGCGCUUCCGAAGUCGGUACUAUCCCUAUUGAGCCUGAAAAGAUUGUCCAGAAGGGCCGUCUUCAGCCCGGAAAGAUGCUUCUGGUCGACACAGUCGCUGGUCGCAUUGUCGAUGACACCGAGUUGAAGCAGACCGUUUCCAAACGCAAGGACUUCCAGAGCUGGAUCAGCAGUCAGCUUAUUACGAUGCCCUCUAUCUACGACAAGCUCUCCGAGAAGGGUGCCAACCUUGGCUUCACCUUGUCCGAGACCAGAGUUCAGGAAGAUCCUAGAUUGAAGGCCUUCGGCUACUCUCUUGAGCAGGUCAGUCUUUUGCUCGGCCCUAUGGCUGCCGAUUCUAAGGAGGCUCUCGGAUCUAUGGGUAACGAUGCCCCGCUGGCAUGUCUUGCACAGCAGCCUCGUCUUCUCUACGAAUACUUCAGACAGCUCUUCGCACAGGUCACCAACCCUCCCAUCGACCCUAUCAGAGAAGCAGUCGUCAUGUCUCUCGAGGCAUACGUUGGACCCCAGGGUAACUUGCUCGAGAUGAGCCCCUCUCAGUGCCAUCGUCUUCUACUCCCCUCCCCUUUGCUCUCCAUUGAGGAGUUCAACGCUCUGAGCCAGAUCUCGCAGCUACACCGUGAGUGGAAUGUUCACACCGUCGACAUCACCUUCCCCAAGAAGGAGGGCAUUCAGGGUUACCUUGAUGCUCUUGACCGCAUCUGUGACCAGGCCGCCGAGGCUAUCGAGAAGAACGACAGAAUCAUUGUUUUGUCUGAUCGCGCAACCUCUGCCGACCGUGUCGCUGUCUCUGCCGUUCUUGCCACUGGUAUGGUCCAUCACCAUCUCGUCCGCAACAAGUGGCGUUCGCAGGUUGCUUUGGUAGUUGAGACUGCCGAGGCCCGUGAAGUUCACCACAUGUGUGUCUUGGUCGGUUACGGUGCCGAUGCCAUCUGCCCCUACUUGGCUAUCGAGUGUAUCAUGAAAAUGUCUCGCGAGGGUCUGAUUAGAAAGAAGUUGAGCCCCGAGCAGCUCAUUGACAACUACAAGCACUCUCUGGAUGGUGGUAUCCUGAAGGUCAUGUCGAAGAUGGGUAUUUCCACUCUCCAGAGUUACAAGGGUGCUCAGAUCUUCGAGGCUCUCGGUAUUGAUGACUCUGUCGUCGACCGUUGCUUCACUGGUACUGCUACCCGUAUCAAGGGUAUGACUUUCGAGCUCAUUGCCCAGGACGCUUUCGCCCUCCACGAGAAGGGCUUCCCUAGCCGUAACAUUUUGGAGAUCCCCGGUCUUGCCGAGACUGGUGAAUACCAUUGGCGUGACGGUGGUGAGCCCCACGUGAACGACCCUACCUCCAUUGCCAACAUCCAGGAUGCUGUUCGCACCAAGAACGACAAGUCUUACGAGGCUUACUCCAGAUCUGAAUACGAGCAGAUCAAGAAUUGCACUCUCCGUGGUCUUCUCGACUUCGAUUUCGAGGACCGUGCUUCCGUUCCUAUCGAUCAGGUUGAGCCUUGGACUGAAAUCGUCCGCAGAUUCGUUACUGGUGCCAUGUCUUACGGAUCCAUCUCGAUGGAGUCGCACUCUACCUUGGCUGUUGCCAUGAACAGACUUGGUGGUAAGUCCAACACUGGAGAGGGUGGUGAGGACCCCGAGCGCAGCUUGCGCAUGGACAACGGCGAUACCAUGCGCUCUGCCAUCAAGCAGAUUGCCUCUGGUCGUUUCGGUGUCACUAGUGCUUAUCUUGCCGAUGCCGAUGAGCUCCAGAUUAAGAUGGCUCAGGGUGCUAAGCCUGGUGAGGGUGGUGAGCUUCCUGGACACAAGGUGUCUGGACCUAUCGCUCGCACUCGUCACUCCACUCCUGGUGUCGGUCUGAUUUCCCCUCCUCCUCACCACGACAUCUACUCUAUUGAGGACUUGAAGCAGCUCAUCUACGACUUGAAGUGUGCCAACCCCCGUUCGCGUGUUUCCGUCAAGCUUGUCUCGGAGACUGGUGUCGGUAUUGUCGCUUCUGGUGUCGCAAAGGCCAGAGCUGACCACAUUCUGAUCUCUGGUCACGAUGGUGGUACCGGUGCUUCCAGAUGGACCGGUAUCAAGUACGCCGGUCUUCCCUGGGAACUGGGUCUCGCUGAGACUCACCAGACUUUGGUCCUGAACGAUCUUCGUGGCCGUGUUAUCGUCCAGACUGAUGGUCAGCUCCGUACUGGUCGCGAUGUUGCUAUCGCCUGUUUGUUGGGUGCUGAAGAGUGGGGUUUCGCUACCACUCCCCUCAUUGCUAUGGGUUGUAUUAUGAUGAGGAAGUGUCACUUGAACACCUGCCCUGUCGGCAUCGCUACCCAGGAUCCCGAGCUGAGAAGCAAGUUCAAGGGUACUCCCGAGCACGUUAUCAACUUCUUCUACUACGUCGCCAACGAGCUCCGUGCCAUUAUGGCCAAGCUUGGUUUCCGUACCAUCAACGAGAUGGUCGGCCGCACCGAAGUCCUGCGUGUCCGUGAUGACCUGCGCAACGGAAAGACCGAGAACAUCGACCUGUCCUUGAUCUUGACCCCCGCCCACACUCUUCGUUCAGGCGUUGCCACCUACAACGUUCGCAAGCAGGACCACAAGCUCCAUGUCCGUCUGGACAACAAGCUCAUCUCCGAGGCUGAAUUGGCACUUGAGAAGGGUCACCCUUGCCGCAUUGAGUGCGAUGUUGUCAACACUGACCGUGCUCUUGGUGCUUCUCUCUCUUACCAAGUCAGCAAGCGCUACGGCGAGACAGGUCUUCCUACCGACACCAUCCACGCCAACAUCCGUGGCUCUGCCGGUCAGUCCUUCGGUGCCUUCCUUGCACCUGGUAUCACUCUCGAGCUCGAGGGUGACUGCAACGACUACGUUGGUAAGGGUCUUUCGGGCGGUCGCUUGAUCGUCUACCCUCCCAGGAACUCGGUCUUCAAGGCCGAAGAGAACGUCAUCGUUGGUAACACUUGUCUUUACGGUGCUACCAGCGGUCAGUGCUUCUUCCGUGGUAUGGGUGCUGAGCGUUUCGCUGUCAGAAACUCCGGUGCCACUGCCGUCGUUGAGGGUGUCGGUGACCACGGUUGCGAGUACAUGACUGGUGGUCGUGUUCUCAUUCUCGGACCCACAGGCAGAAACUUUGCUGCCGGUAUGUCUGGUGGUAUCGCUUAUGUCCUUGACAUGCAGCGUGACUUCGAGGGCAAGGUCAACCAGGAGAUGGUUGAGCUUUCUCCUCUCGAAGACCCUGCUGAGAUCGCUUUCGUCCGCGGUCUCAUUGAGGACCACCACCACUACACUGGUUCCGAACUUGCUGCCCGUGUCCUUCUCGAUUUCUCCCGUGCUCUGCACCGCUUCGUCAAGGUUCUGCCCACCGACUACAAGCGCGUCAUGGAAGAGGAGGCCAAGAAGGCUGCCGAGGCUAAGAGAGCUCAAUACCCACUCCCCAUAAUGCCCGGCAAUGCUGUCCGUUCUCUUCACGAGGACUCUAAGAAGAAGCAACACGACGCUGAGGACCGUCAGAAGAAGAAGGACGACCUUCUCGAUAUCGAGGAGAGUGUCCAGGAUGGUAAGGCUGAGAAGAAGCGCUCCGCCCUCGUCCUUGACAAGACUCGUGGUUUCAUGAAGUACCAGCGUCGCUCUGAAAAGUACCGCAGCUCCAAGACUAGAACUCGUGACUGGCAAGAGCUGUCUCAGCGUCUCAACGAGGACGAACUCAAAUAUCAGGCUGCCCGUUGCAUGGACUGUGGUGUUCCUUUCUGUCAAUCAGACACUGGAUGCCCUAUCUCCAACAUCAUCCCUAAAUGGAACGAGUUGCUCUUUCAAGGUCAAUGGAGAGACGCUUUGAACAGACUGCUCAUGACCAACAACUUCCCUGAGUUCACUGGUCGCGUCUGCCCUGCUCCUUGCGAGGGUGCCUGUGUUCUUGGCAUCAAUGAGGACCCUGUCGGCAUCAAGUCCAUCGAGUGCGCCAUCAUUGACCGCGGUUUCGAGAUGGGCUGGAUGGUUCCUUCCCCUCCUCAGGUCCGUAGCGGUAAGACUGUCGCCAUCGUUGGUUCCGGUCCUGCCGGUAUGGCCUGUGCCGACCAGCUGAACAAAGCUGGCCACAGCGUCACUGUCUACGAGAGAGCCGAUCGUGUUGGUGGUCUGCUCAUGUACGGUAUCCCCAACAUGAAGCUUGACAAGAAUGUCGUCCAGCGCCGUGUCGACUUCCUGGCCGCUGAGGGUGUCAACUUCGUCACUGGCGUAUCUGUUGGCGAGGGUGACGUGUCUCUCGAGUCGCUCAGAGCUGAGCACGAUGCCGUUGUUCUCGCCACUGGUGCAACCGUUGCCAGAGACUUGCCCAUUCCCGGCCGUAACUUGGAGGGCAUUCACUUCGCCAUGCAGUUCUUGCACAAGAACACCAAGUCUCUGCUUGAUUCUGGUCUUGACGACGGCGAGUACAUCUCUGCCAAGGGCAAGCACGUUGUUGUCAUUGGUGGUGGUGAUACUGGUAACGAUUGUAUUGGUACCUCCGUCCGUCACGGUGCCAAGUCUGUUGUCAACUUCGAGUUGCUGCCUCAGCCUCCUACUGAGCGUGCUCGUGACAACCCCUGGCCCCAAUGGCCCCGCAUCUACCGUGUCGACUAUGGUCACUCCGAGGUCAAGACUCACAUGGGCAAGGACCCCCGUGAGUACUGUAUCCUUUCUAAGGAGUUCGUCGAUGACGGCAGUGGCAAAGUCAAGGGAAUCAACACCGUCCGUGUUGAGUGGACCAAGAGUGCUUCUGGUGGUUGGGACAUGAAGCAGGUUGAGGGCAGCGAGGAGUUCUUCCCUGCUGACCUUGUCCUGCUCUCCAUGGGUUUCCUCGGCCCUGAGGCUCGUGUUCUCGGCGACGACAUCGAGAAGGAUGCUCGCAAGAACGUCAAGACUCCUGCUGGCAAGUACAACACCAACCUCCCCGGUGUCUUCGCCGCUGGUGAUUGCCGUCGUGGUCAAUCUCUGAUCGUCUGGGGUAUUAACGAGGGUCGUAUGGCCGCUCGCGACGUGGACUCCUUCCUUACUGGCAUGGGCACACAGCUCCCCAUCACCGGAGGUAUUGUCAAGCGUGCCCCCUACGAGCUGCUGAACAAGACCAAGGGUGCCCCCCUUGAGCUCGUUUCUGCUGCGUCGUAA